This is a messenger RNA of Anas platyrhynchos (mallard), 3160 nucleotides long. RefSeq names its product C-terminal binding protein 2 (gene CTBP2). Gene Ontology annotation, molecular function: oxidoreductase activity, acting on the CH-OH group of donors, NAD or NADP as acceptor; transcription coactivator activity; transcription coregulator binding. Gene Ontology annotation, cellular component: nucleus. Gene Ontology annotation, biological process: regulation of transcription by RNA polymerase II. The record is from RefSeq and is a predicted model, not a curated record. NCBI's taxonomy places the organism in Eukaryota, Metazoa, Chordata, Aves, Anseriformes, Anatidae.
AAAAAAAAAAAACACACACACACACAGCGCCUCCGACCCUCCCCCCGAGUUGCAAUUAGCAUCCUCCCCGCUGCUGCUGGGCGCCGCGGCGGGGCUCCGCUGCCCCCGUCCGCUCCCGGCGCGGCGGCGGCGGGCGGAGCAGGAGCGGCUCGGCACGGGCACGGCUCGGCUCGGCACGGAGCGGCACGGCACGGAGCGGGGGGAGGCUGAAGUUUUUGUGCUGGCACUGGAAGGUGGAUCUCCGGCAGGCACAGCCCGGCGGUGGCAGGCAGGGAUGCGGCGCUGAAGCGGUGCGGGGAGGCCGGCCGGGCCGAGCCGAGCCGUGCCGGGCGGCCAGCAGCAGGACCGACAGUGGCGUUAUGCAUGCCGACUCCCGUGAGUUUUCCUGAGUUCCUGGGGGACUGCCUGGCUUUUUGAAUCAGAAAGUUGCAAAAUACCAUCAAGAAUGGCACUUGUGGAUAAACACAAAGUCAAGCGACAGCGACUGGACAGAAUUUGUGAAGGUAUCCGCCCUCAGAUCAUGAACGGCCCCAUGCACCCCCGGCCCCUGGUGGCACUGCUGGACGGCAGGGACUGCACGGUGGAGAUGCCCAUCCUGAAGGAUCUGGCCACCGUGGCGUUCUGUGACGCACAAUCAACUCAGGAGAUCCACGAGAAGGUGUUAAACGAAGCCGUGGGGGCCAUGAUGUACCACACCAUCACGCUGACCCGAGAGGACCUGGAGAAGUUCAAGGCCCUGCGGGUCAUCGUCCGAAUAGGCAGCGGCUACGACAACAUCGACAUCAAAGCGGCGGGGGAGCUCGGCAUCGCCGUCUGCAACAUCCCCUCGGCCGCUGUGGAGGAGACGGCCGACUCCACCGUGUGCCACGUCCUCAACCUCUACCGGCGCAACACGUGGCUGUACCAGGCGCUGCGGGAGGGCACGAGGGUGCAGAGCGUGGAGCAGAUCCGCGAGGUGGCCUCCGGCGCCGCCCGCAUCCGCGGGGAGACGCUCGGCCUCAUCGGCUUCGGUCGCACUGCCCAGGCGGUUGCAGUCCGAGCCAAGGCGUUUGGCUUCAACGUGAUCUUUUACGACCCGUACCUGCAGGAUGGCAUCGAGAGGUCCCUGGGGGUGCAGCGAGUCUACACGCUCCAGGACCUGCUCUACCAGAGCGACUGCGUCUCCUUGCACUGCAACCUGAACGAACACAACCACCACCUGAUCAACGACUUCACGAUCAAGCAGAUGCGGCAGGGCGCGUUCCUGGUGAACACAGCACGUGGGGGGCUGGUGGACGAGAAGGCCUUAACUCAAGCCCUGAAGGAGGGACGGAUACGAGGGGCUGCGCUCGACGUGCACGAGUCAGAACCGUUUAGUUUUGCCCAAGGCCCCUUGAAAGAUGCUCCGAACCUCAUCUGCACCCCGCACACCGCCUGGUACAGCGAGCAGGCGUCGCUAGAGAUGAGGGAAGCUGCCGCCACCGAAAUCCGGCGCGCGAUCACAGGGCGCAUCCCAGAAAGCCUACGGAACUGCGUCAACAAGGAAUUCUUUGUCACGACGGCGCCGUGGUCAGUAAUAGAUCAGCAAGCGAUCCAUCCAGAGCUCAAUGGUGCCACAUACAGGUACCCCCCCGGGAUGGUGAGCGUCGCGCCGGGAGGCAUCCCAGCAGCCAUGGAGGGCAUCAUUCCCGGCGGCAUCCCCGUCACCCACAACCUGCCCACCGUGGCGCACCCCUCGCAAGCUCCGUCGCCGAACCAGCCCACGAAACACGGGGACAACAGGGAACAUCCCAACGAGCAAUAGCAGCUAAUUUAAAACAAAAACAAAAACAAAAAACCACUCAAUAAACUUGGGACCAAGAGACAUUGGAAAAGAAGUUAUACACGGACUGAAAAAAAAAAACAAAACAAAACAAAAAAAGAAUUUGAUACGGAAUUUGUAAUGUUGAUUUUGGACAGAUGCAUCAUUGAUGUUCCAGUGUUAAGGACCCAGCGCUGGCAGUCAAGCCUGGGGAGAAGCCCUGAAGAAGUCACCCGCUUCCUGCAGCGCUGAAACCUAGGACGUGAGACAUUAAUGAUCGCCUUCUGUUAUUGUGUGUUCAGUUUCCUUCAUCUGUGCAUCAAUCACAUGAAAUAAAAAUAGAUUUUUUUCUCCCCUCGAUUCCUUGGGAAGGGCAGGGCUUCUGCACCUGUCUCCAAACAAUUGCAGCGAGCAAUCCUUACCGAGUUAACAUAGAAAUUUAAGAGGAAACCAUUAUGUGGCUUCAGCCCUUUCCUUACUCUCGCACCCGCUCACCUCUCCUACCAGGAGGCAGCGAUACCGGCUCAGGAGCAGAAGAAAAAUAAGCUCGGAUCCGUUUCGGGGUCCCCCGGGGCCGGCGACGCGUGCCCGAAGUUCUCCCGAGAGGCUCGAGCCGAGCUGCAGCCACCCCGGCUGGGAGGGCCCCAAAAUCCCGAAAAAAAAACCCCAACGGCCAGGCUCUUCUCUGCCCCUACACUGAAUAAAGUAGCUGUGCAUCCGCCUACGCCCUGCAAUGAUGCAAGGAAAAAAAAAAAAAAAAAACAUAAAAAAAAUAUAUUAAAAAAAAAAAGAAGAAAGUAUUAUUACGUUUCACACACUAUUUGUACUCAAAUAUAUUUUCUCAGUUUGAAAUCUGCAGCUAUUUUAUCAAGUGGAAAAGUCUUGAGCUGGAAAGGGUUCAAGAAUAAUGUUGCAUUUCCUUAUGUCUCAGGAAACACUUUUUAUGGUAACUUGUCAGACUGUCUAUGAACAAAACCCACUUUUUUAGACAUGGAUAAAAGUCUUCUUUUCUUCACGUGCUAUUUUAUACAAGAACACUUCAAAACGUGUUAUUAGCUGUGACUGAUUUUAACAAAUCCUAUUAGAUUUGUAUCAACUAGUUACAUGUUAUAUUCAUAGUCUUUUGUGAAUCAUCGCCUUUUUGUUUUUGCGAUGGCCUAUUUUGAGCCUUUGUAUGGGUACAUUCCUGUUUCUGUGACAAGAAAAUCUGAAACUGUCCCAAACAGAAAAAGAAAAAAAAAAAAGAAGAAAAAGAAAAAAAAAGCAAUGGCUAUCAGAUGUUUUGUUUUAGUGUGUUACCGUUCCUGUAUUUGUUUAUUGUAAAGGUGGACAUUUAGCGUUCAGUGCAGUUUUCAAUAAAAAGUGAUAAAAUUUCUAUAA